AGCAGAAUGGUGCUCAGCUCAGCGAGCUGGGAGUGAGGGUCCUGGGGAGCUGCUGUGUCUCAACUCCAGGCUUGGGAGCCCCCGCCACGCGCUCCACAUCUCAGUCCUGCAGCCUCUGUGCACCCAGAAAGGGGUGCGUUCUCUAGGUGGGCGGGGCGGGAGGCUUUCCGCCCUCUUCCAAGAUGGCCGCCACCGCCUCUGUGACAGGUCUGGUCACGUGGACACGCUCGCCUAUGAGGUGGCUGGGGCUUGGCCGGCGAUUGUCCCUUCCCGGGCCCCGUCCCGAGGCGGAGCCUGCCCUUGUCAACCGGCGCCUGAGCGAUCAUGGCAACGGGCUCGGGCAGGGAGCGCGUGGCGGCGGCGGUGGCGGCAGCAGUUUGGUCUCGAGCCGGGGUGGUAGAGCAGCAGCGGCGGCGGCGGCGGCGCUGGCACCGGCCCUGAGCGCCAUGCGGCGGGGCAGCGCCGAAAGGGAGCUGGCGGAGCGGUGGGAGCUGGAGGCCAAAGCCAAGGCGGCGGCGGAGCGGGUCGGCGUGGACGCGGGUGCAGCCGGCGAGCCGGAGCGCAAAGCUGCCGAGGAGCAGCCCAAGGCGCCGGCCCCGGAGCAGCCCCGCGCGGCGGAGGAGGGGGACGCCGGCGUCUCCCCGCAGCCGCCGCCCGCGCUGCCCCAGGACAAGCCGAGGCCGGCGCUGGCGCGGGGCCCCUGCCAACACGGGAAGCCCCGGAGCAAGGGCCGGAGCUGCAAGCGGAGCUCCGGCCGCCUCCCGGACGAGUGCGGCGCCCUGCGGCCGGUCACCGUGGACAGCUCCAAGGCCAAGACCUCCCUGGACGCCCUGAAGAUCAGCAUCCGCCAGCUCAAGUGGAAGGAGUUCCCAUUUGGCCGCCGCUUACCUUGUGACAUCUACUGGCACGGAGUUUCAUUCCACGACAGUAACAUAUUCUCCGGUCAAGUGAACAAGUUCCCAGGCAUGACGGAGAUGGUGCGGAAAAUCACGCUGAGCAGAGCCGUGAGGAUCAUGCAGAGCCUCUUCCCGCAGGAGUACAACUUCUACCCCCGCUCCUGGAUCCUGCCCGACGAGUUCCAGCUCUUCGUCGCUCAGGUACAAAUGGUGAAAGAAGGGGACCCCUCCUGGAAACCCACUUUUAUUGUGAAACCUGAUGGCGGCUGUCAGGGGGACGGAAUCUACCUCAUCAAAGACCCCACUGACGCCCGCCUGGCAGGGACCCUGCAGAGCCGGCCGGCGGUGGUCCAGGAGUACAUGUGUAAGCCCCUCCUGAUCGACAAGCUCAAGUUUGAUAUUCGCCUGUACGUCUUACUCAAGUCCUUAGACCCCUUGGAGAUUUACAUAGCCAAAGACGGGCUCUCCAGGUUCUGCACGGAGCCCUACCAGGAGCCCAGCGCCCAAAACCUGCACCACGUCUUCAUGCACUUGACCAACUACUCGCUGAACAUCCACAGUGGCAACUUCAUCCACUCGGACAGCGCAAGCACGGGCAGCAAGAGGACUUUCUCCAGCAUCCUCUGCAGGCUGUCUUCCAAAGGCGUCGACAUCAAGAAGGUCUGGUCUGACAUCAUCUCCUUGGUGAUCAAGACCGUCAUCGCCCUGACUCCAGAGCUCAAAGUCUUCUACCAGUCAGACAUCCCCACCGGCAGGCCCGGCCCCACCUGCUUCCAGAUUCUAGGCUUCGACAUCCUCCUGAUGAAAAACUUGAAGCCCGUGCUCCUGGAAGUCAACGCCAACCCCAGCAUGAGAAUCGAGCACGAGCAAGAGCUUUCCCCAGGGGUGUUUGAGAAUGUCCCCAGCGUUGUCGACGAGGAAGUGAAGGUGGCUGUGAUCAGAGACACGCUGCGCCUCAUGGACCCUCUGAGGAAGAAGAGAGACAACCAUAGAGACAAGAAGUUCAAAAGCCGUAUUGUGGCUGGAGCCGCCUUACCGUCUGCUGCCAACACAUGAAGAGCUGGAGGGCUCUCACUGCCUUUUCACAUUUAUAAAUGGCGUUGCAACAAAAUUCCCCGUCUUCUUCUUGCUCUGUGUUUUGCUCCUCAUAGACCCAGAUAAUCCAUAUGAGUUGCUGAUCUAAAAUUUAAUAGCAGUGGGGCUCAGGAGCAUUGAUUGGGGAGGGUAGAAAAGGCAUUUUACAACUUAUCAAGUCAUAAGUAGCAGCCCCUCAUUUUUAAUUUAAAAAGCAUUGACUUUUUUUUAUUGAUAACCAGAAACAGUUAGAACUUGAAGAACCUGACUUCAAUUCUAAUAUAAAAACCCUUUCAUCUCCCCGCCUUUUUUUCCCCCUACAAUGUAAGUCUGUAUGUUGAUAGCUAAAUGCCACUUACUGAUAUUUUCCCUUCGUUUCACGUUUUUUUCUUUCUCCUUUUAAACCCAGCGGUGAUGAUUAUGCACGAGACACUUUGUAAUCUGUAAAGUGUAUUUAUACGUAAGGGGUGAUUAUCAUCAUCACAAUAACUUUCCCCUGCAGAGGAAAAGGUUGAAAUCGUCGUCAACUCCACGGAGUAGAAAUAACUUGGCACCGCACUUGAGUGACGUGCACAGAAAAUGCACAGUGGGUUUUUGUUUGUUUGUUUGUCCAUUCCAAGUCCGUGUGGCUGCAACCGGGUAGAGUGAUGGAGCCAAGACGUCCAGGCUGGCAGUUCCCUUUGGAAGUCGGGUUGCUCGUGUUUGCGCAGAAUCUGAGCUAAACCUUUUCAAACGCAGGAUCCCGCUCUCCCUCUGCGAGGCUUUCGCCCAAGAGGGUCUGAAGGGCCCCUCGUUAGGUCCUUGCUGGGGCCAGUUUGUCAGCAAGGCUGUUGAGGCAGGUCUCCACCUUUCCCACACACACACACUGGAGGAGAAAUGAGACGGCCAGCACCCCUCAGCUCCCCAGACUGCUCUGGGAGGGUGCAGAGGGGACCCUAGAAGGGACCCUGCACACGCGUGUCCAUGCAUCCCGUGUCUUGACACAUCCCUGGGCCUUGAGGCCUGGGGCCAGUGUUGGUGGGGCUGAAUACCAUCCUCAGGCCAUAGGACUUCCACGUGGAGGGAGGAGCUAGACCCUACCAUUAUCCAGCUGGGCAUCGUCUCCUUGAACUUACACCGCCGAGAUUCAAAAUCCUGACCUUGGGAAUGUCAUAUAGCUAUUUUGAGCCUCAGUAUCCUUGUCUAUAAAAUGGGUAUAACAUUUAAACGAAAAAUGAGAAAAAGUGAUAUGGUAGGCACUUAACAACUGUUAGCUCCCCACUCAACAAUAUUAGUCUCUUUCCUGGUAGAGUUUUGAAUUUGAAGCCAAUGACAUAUUCUAUAACUGAAGCUGUGAGAGCGCUAUAGGCUAGAAUCCGCCUUGGAGCUGGUUACCCCCAGUGGAAGGUUAUAUUUGUACUAAGUUGGCGGGUUAGAUAAUGCACCUUUGGCCCCGGAAGGCGGUAAACAGCUAUCAUUUGAGAAUGAUUUUGACCAUGGUGACAUUUCACAGUGUCUAGUGACUAUUGAUCUUCAUGCAGGGUGUCGUAGAGCACUGUACGGACAUGGGAAGGGAGAGGCUGAUGGGAUAGGUUUCCGGAAACAUCAUCUUUAUGGAGGUAAAAUUGACAUACAAGAAAAUCAGCCAUUUAAAUGUGCACACAUCAGUGGCAUUGAGUGCAGUGGCAAUGCUGUGCAACCAUCGCCCCCUUCAGCUCCAAAUGCUUCAUGGCUUCAGAAGGAAAACCCACACCCAGAAAACGGUCGCUCCCACUCCUCCCUCCCCUGGCCCAGCCGCCACCCAUGGGCUCCCUGCCUGCGGGUUUGCCCAUUCUGGAUGCUUCAGGUAAACAGAGUUGUAGGACACACGGUCUCGCGUGGUGGGCGUCUUUGACUUAACGUGCUCGAGGUUCACCCGUGUCGUCGAAUGUGUCAUAGUAUCUCGUUGUACAGACAUUUCAGUGUCCGUUCAUCAGUGGGUGGACAUUUGGGUGGAAGCCAGGGAGGGGCUGCAAUGGUCUGUUUUAUACGUUGGCACUUGGUAGAGUUCACUGGCGAGGAAGAGGUCUUUUCUGUUACAAGAAGUUCCUAGAACCCAGGAGUUAAGUCAACCCCCUCGUUUUGUCGAUAGGGCACAGAUCAGAUCUUAGGAGCCAGUCAGCUCCCUUCCAAGCCUCCCUGACAGAGCAGCAGCGUGCAUCCUGGUGGGGCACUGGGCUCAGCGUCAGGCAGCUCUGGGGCGAAACCCUUACAUUCUGAGCUUUGCACAGUGGGCUCGGCCAAGCUGCUCUGUCCUCGGAUCUUGUCUGUAAAGUGGGCAUCAAGGUACCUCCUUGGCUGGGUUGUCAUGAUGAUGAUGUGCAAGAUAGCUGCCUGAAAUCUGCGCGCCUUGGACACACGCUGGCCCUUAGGGCUGCCGACUGGCCCAGCGGCCUUCCUGCCAAGGUUGGGUGCCGGUGACCGGUCACUCCCCAGCUCCGGAGGCGACAGUGUUGUGUGCACCGUGGUUUGGCCCCCAGCAUCACAGGUGAGGAAACAGGAGGGCACGUGUCCCGCUCCAAGUCACAAUGCCCAGCCGAGGUAGGGUGCAAACUGGCCCAGGCUCUCUCCUUUUCGCCACGUCGCUGCAUCGGUCUCUCCAUCUGGACACUCAAAGCAUCACUUUGUGUGAGAAGGAAAACGCAAGGAGAGGCAACAGGAAUCAUCCUCCUGUCUCGGGGUGUAUGGGCAGCCUCAGUUCUUGUUCUCUGCCUGAAGUGGAGGUGAGUGAACAACAUUCCCUGACCGCUUCUAAAACGAGCUGAUUUCCCCACCAAUUGAUUACUGUUUGGAAGGUCGGUUUACCCCGUGGAGGGGGCCGUUUUCCAAGUAUUGGGUUCUUUUUCCCUGGUGUAGAUGUUCCUGGGAACAGGGCUCCUUCCCUAGGGGAUCAUAACUCUUGGGGGUCCCAGGGUAAUGUAAGUGAAGGUAGCCAGGCCCGGGAAAUCGGGGUGCGUGUCCCCUUGAUAUCAUAGGCCACGCCCAGCCUGUGAGCCGGCUUGUCAGCUGUGGCCUCCUACCCACAGAUGUGUGUCCUACCCACAGAUGUGUGUCUGCAGCCGGACUCACACGAAGCCCAGAAGCCCCCCUCUCUCUCUAGUUCAUAAUCCUCUUCCCUCUUUGUUUACCACCUGUCGCCAUAGCAACCAAGUGCCUUUAUUCUAAAGGGAAGAGCCCGCCCGCCUGAGAGCUUCGCACCUGAUCUGGAGAUGUUUGUUUCACCAGGAGCUCAGGCUCUGCCUCUUACUUGGCUCUCAUCUCGGGCAGCCUGUGCCGUGCUCAGAACCGGCACACGAGUGCCCAGGGGCGGGGGGAUUCUUUGUAGAACCCUGGAUACAGGAGAAGCAUUCUAAGAGCAGAGAACUAGGACUCUCCCGGGGGCUCAGUUCCCUGGCUGGGCCUUGAAAUAGGACCAGGGGAUGCGCUUUGUCACAUUAAUCAGGAGUCCUCCAAACCCAGACCUCGGCCCCUCAGGCUGCAGCCCCCUCGGCCACUAAGAGGAGGGACCCUGCCUGUGCAGACGCGAGUCUAGAACUUGAACAGACUCUUCCAAGAAUCAUCUGACUGUCCUGCCGAAUAGCCCACCCACGUAAACACAGCCGACCUGCAGCUGAAAUUCUGGGGUUCAGCUGAUUCCUAAGAGCUCCUCAACGGCCAGGUCCUACAGACCAGCACACGCCGACCCCAAGUGCCUUUGAAGAUUUUACAGAAAUAAGAAGUCUGAGAAGUGACUAUUUGUGUAUUCAUGGACAUCUCAUCUAUUUGCAUAUUCAUUUGCAUCUCAUUUGUACCAUGCAGGGAUUGAAGAAACCAUAUCCAUUCA
Oryctolagus cuniculus (rabbit) is the source of this 5811-nucleotide messenger RNA. NCBI's taxonomy places the organism in Eukaryota, Metazoa, Chordata, Mammalia, Lagomorpha, Leporidae. The record is from RefSeq and is a predicted model, not a curated record.